Molecule: messenger RNA, 907 nt
Organism: Acaulospora colombiana
Lineage: Eukaryota; Fungi; Glomeromycota; Glomeromycetes; Diversisporales; Acaulosporaceae
Source: the annotation of a GenBank genome assembly
AGCUCUAGAGGACCGGGAGACGAGUGGAAGCUGUCUGGCCUAGUGGACUCGUCGACCAUAAAGACGCCUGUCUCUAGCACUCAGACCCGACCACAUCAUCCACAAAACACAACCAUGACCAUUGUCGCAAAAGACGGCGCGUCGACUGACUCAGCAUACGGCGACGAUUCAAAGUCAUCCUACGCGAGCUCUAGUAGGGAUCUACCUCCUCCUCAGGCAGACGGCCCAGGCCUUCCCUCGUACAACGAAAGUAUAGCAGGCACAUCCUCCCAAACACAAACUCCUACAUCUGCCUUACCACCAGCUACCAACUUUGUCUACAUCAACAACUCGAAUGGUCCUGUUCAUGGAACUUGGGUCGUCGACACUGACAUGACUAUUCCUUCCGCCCUCCUUCCACCUCUCGGUCUGUUUGGUAAAGCUGCAGACCGCCAGCAUCUCCAUUUAGCCACACAGAUGGGUGAAGUAAAGGCCACUGUUGUCUUGACUGCAGGCUCGGCCACUCGGGCGAGGAUUAGGAUGGAGUCACAAUGUGGAAAAAUAAUCGCUCAAAUGAUGUCUCGCGUCAAUAGACAAGCAUUUAGCCUCAAGGCCGUAACCCAGUAUGGAGAGAUGAUAAUCUGCAUACCCAGAGACUACAUUGGACCCAUCAAAUGUAAAAGUGGAUGGGGAAAGAUUGAAUUUUCCGAAGCACUCCAGGCAAACGUGGUCAGCUUCUCGAGUGAGAUGGCCUUUGUCGGCAACUGGAACACCUCUGGCUUUAAUGACUACAAGACAUGGGAAGGGGACGAGGUCGAUGUCAAGACCCAGUGCGGAAAUAUUCGGUUCAAAUAUGCGGACGAGUUUGACCCGAAUGCACCGACAUUCAAUGACUCGAUACAGAAAAUGUUCACCAGUACCAUCCAGG